UUAGGGUUUGCUGUCGAAAGAGCCACAAACCCACAUAAAUACCCCAUCUCCACUCUUCGCCGAGUGCUGCGUACUGCUAUUCCAAAUCCAUAGACCAUUUUUCAGAACAUCAAAGAAGCGAAAAUGGAGCAGACUUUCAUCAUGAUCAAGCCUGAUGGUGUCCAACGUGGCCUGGUUGGUGAGAUUAUCGGAAGAUUUGAAAAGAAAGGAUUCUCUUUGAAAGGCUUGAAGUUCAUCACCGUGGAUCGUGCCUUUGCUGAAAAGCAUUACGCAGACUUGUCUGCUAAGCCUUUCUUUAGUGGGCUUGUUGAUUAUAUUAUCUCUGGCCCCGUUGUUGCAAUGGUCUGGGAAGGUAAGGGUGUAGUUACCACUGGCAGGAAGAUCAUUGGAGCAACAAACCCAUUGGAGUCUGCUCCUGGUACAAUCCGUGGUGAUUAUGCUAUUGACAUUGGCAGGAACGUUAUUCAUGGUAGUGAUGCAGUCGAGAGUGCAAGGAAGGAAAUUGCUCUCUGGUUCCCUGAAGGAGUUGCAGAGUGGCAGAGCAGCCUUCACUCUUGGAUCUAUGAGUAGAAAAGUCUUUAACUUUAGAACUCUACUAAUGGCCUGCCUGUUUGGGUGUAACUUAUGAAUUUUGGAUGUGAUUUGAGUCUAGAAGUUUGUUGUUUGAAGUUUUGUCAUUCCCUAUUUCAAGAAUAUUUAAUGUGAUCAGUAUUACUUUCGUGAUAUUGAGCUUUAUCAUUUGUUAGCU
This is a messenger RNA of Nicotiana attenuata, 748 nucleotides long. RefSeq names its product nucleoside diphosphate kinase 1. Gene Ontology annotation, biological process: UTP biosynthetic process; CTP biosynthetic process; GTP biosynthetic process. Bases 124 to 570 code for a protein of 148 amino acids. The record is from RefSeq and is a predicted model, not a curated record. Lineage: Eukaryota; Viridiplantae; Streptophyta; Magnoliopsida; Solanales; Solanaceae. Gene Ontology annotation, molecular function: nucleoside diphosphate kinase activity. The transcript is spliced from 4 exons.